Messenger RNA from Mycosarcoma maydis (corn smut), 1215 nucleotides. RefSeq lists its product as uncharacterized. The transcript has a single exon. Bases 1 to 1215 code for a protein of 404 amino acids. Lineage: Eukaryota; Fungi; Basidiomycota; Ustilaginomycetes; Ustilaginales. The record is from RefSeq and is a predicted model, not a curated record.
AUGAGCUCAAUCGCUUCCACAUCCGCUAGCACUAUGCAGCAUCCCAGAUACUCGAUCUUUACGCACUCGGUCGGGUAUCAUACGUCCAAGCAUGGAUUGCUGUCCAAGCUCGACGCGAUCAGUGCGGCCGGUUUGGCGGGCGUCGAGAUGUUCACUGAUGACCUGUGGAGCUUUGCACAGUCGGACGAGUUCGGCUCGAUCCUGGCGGCUAGCGAGCGGGAGACCGAGCUGUUGACACCCCCGGAUAGCCCACUUUCGCAACCGGCGUCGCUGCGAAACAAGACGAGGAUACACGAGAAUGCAGAGCGUGCUGGUCAACAUUAUAGCGCACAUGGGGCGUGUACACCGGACGAAAGGCAGCGCGAAAUCGCAGCAGCCACAUUCAUUCGCUCGUACUGCGCAAGUAGGCGGCUGCAGGUGGAAUGCUUGCAGCCAUUGCGCGAUGUCGAAGGCUGGCUCAAGGACGAGGAUCGAGAGAAUGCGAUCGAGCGCGUAAAAUCGAGAUUCGACAUCAUGCGUGCACUCGAUACGCACCUCUUGCUCAUUUGCUCGCAAAACACGCGUGCUCCGCAGACCACCGGCGACAUGGCUACUAUCGUCCGCGACUUGACACACAUCUCAGACUUGGCCGCCGCUUACACAGCUCAAACCGGCUUCGAAAUCAAGAUCGGCUACGAAGCACUAUCAUGGGGCGCGCACAUCGAUCUCUGGUCGCAAGCAUGGAACAUUGUUAGAACCGUCGACAGAGACAACAUCGGCUUGAUUCUGGAUUCGUUCAAUACUCUGGCUCGCGAAUUUGCCGAUCCAUGCACGCGCUCCGGGAUCCAAGAACCAAUUUGCACCACGCUCACAUCGCUGCAUUCCAGCUUGCAAGCGAUUCAAAGCGUCCCGGCAGACAAGAUUUUUUUGCUCCAGAUCGGAGAUGCUCGACGACUGCCAGAGCCACUCGUGCCGAGUCCGAGGGACGGAGAGCCAAGACCGAGCAGGAUGAUCUGGUCCAGAAGCAGCAGGCUGAUGCCGUGCGAAACCGACAAGGGUGGCUUCAUGCCUGUUGCCCAGUUCGUCAAAAGCGUCGUAAAUGCCGGAUACAGCGGUCCGUGGAGUAUCGAGGUAUUCAACAGCGAGUUAGAACAGCCCGGCGUCCAUGUACAGAACUCAUUUGCUUUACGUGCUAGACAAGGCCUCGAUCGGCUCCUCGAGGUCGUCUUCGCUUAA